Ceratitis capitata (Mediterranean fruit fly) is the source of this 999-nucleotide messenger RNA. It is a transcript of the gene Spase25, whose product is annotated as signal peptidase complex subunit 2. The record is from RefSeq and is a predicted model, not a curated record. Lineage: Eukaryota; Metazoa; Arthropoda; Insecta; Diptera; Tephritidae. Bases 134 to 715 code for a protein of 193 amino acids. Gene Ontology annotation, biological process: protein targeting to ER. Gene Ontology annotation, cellular component: signal peptidase complex; membrane. The transcript has 2 exons.
CUUACGCAUUAGACACAUCUGGACAGGCUGUCAAGCGGCAAAUUUUUUGUUGUCGUGUACUGAAUUUUAUGCUGUGCUAUUCCAUUUUUUACGUGUUAGAUUCUGUGUGAAUUAAAAGUUAUUUAAUUUUAUAAUGUCUAAUAAGAAAGAAGAGAAACCACAACUUGAAAUUGAAGUUGUAAAAAUAAACAAAUGGGAUGGCUCGGCAGUCAAACAUGCACUGGAUGAUGCAGUAAAAAAUUGCUUAUUGUGUGAUCGCCCACAAUUACAUGAGCAAUUCGGUUUGAUCAAUACUCGCUUAGUGUUGUGUGCACUGGCAGUCGGUGUUGCUAUAUUAGCGCAUGGUUGGGACUAUACCCAUCCCUUCCCUGAAUCUCGUCCAGUCUUACUCUUUAGCGUUAUUGCUUACUUUGCUUUGAUGGGUAUUCUCACCCUACAUACCACAUUUCGCGAAAAGGGUACAUUUGCUGUGGCAGUACAAAAGAAUGGUAGUAAUGGGCCACGUACUUGGGAAGCUAGCUCGGAUAUGAAAAAAUACGAUGACAAAUACACUCUUACCUUCUCGGUGAAGGAUGCUAAGGGUGUGCGGGAAGUGAGCAGCACUAAAUCAUGCGCUAGUUUUAUUGAUGCCAACGGUGUUGUAUUGGACAAUUUAGUGACAAACGAAGUCAAUCGUCUAUUCAAUUCAUUGUCCGCUGGGAAAAAGGAUGAGUAGCUCGCAGCGUCGAAAAUUUUGGAACACGAAUAUAGUAUGUAUUUAAAUUAUAGUACGCAGAAUGUCAAUAAACCUGAUAAGGAUGGUGGGGAAAAGGUGGAAAAAAAUAUGGGACGAGUUCUUCAAAAUAAUAUGGAUGCUGAUGAUUUAGACCUCCAGCCCUUAUGUGUUUAAAUUUGCUACACAAUACCAAUAUCUUUUUAUGUAUCAGAAAAUUUCCAUGAAUUGUAAGGCUUUUUGAAAAUUAAUAAUUUCAUCAAUAAGAACCGGUUCAAAUUAAGAUA